Messenger RNA from Dentiscutata erythropus, 165 nucleotides. NCBI's taxonomy places the organism in Eukaryota, Fungi, Glomeromycota, Glomeromycetes, Diversisporales, Gigasporaceae. The record is from the annotation of a GenBank genome assembly.
AUGACCAUGAAAGAAACACUUAAAUAUGUUCACAAGAAAAUGAACAGAUUAAAACGAAGCAAUUUUGCUUCAUUGCAAUACCUUAUGAUAAAAUAUUGUCCAUAUCGAAAUUUAUUUCGACCUAUUAUGCCAACUAUUGGACAUGGUGUUAGCACAAAUGUUCCU